GCGAUGUCGCCGGAUUCAAACUACUCUUUUCCAUGGCGAUUAUGUAUGGAGUUUUGUCAAUGGUAGCCUAUUACGUCACGCAUUUGAAGUUUAUUACCCCUUUAUCCAUCGAUGCUCCUCUCGAUCGAUUCUCUGAAGCCAGAGCCAUUGAACACAUCCGUGUUUUGGCUCAUGAAAUUGACGGUCGUCAGGAAGGGCGUCAAGGUUUACACGAUGCUGCUAAAUAUAUUAGGACACAAUUGGAAAUGUUGAAGGAUCGCGCUGGAUCUAAUGUAAGGAUUGAAAUCGAGGAAAAUAUAGUUAAUGGCUCUUUCAAUAUGAUGUUUCUAGGCCACAGCUUGUCUCUUGGAUAUAGGAAUCACACGAAUAUAGUAAUGAGGGUUUCUUCAUUAGAAUCAAAAGAUGGAGACCCUGCCAUUUUAUUGAAUGGACAUUUUGAUAGUCCGCCUGGUUCGCCAGGUGCCAGUGAUUGUGGUUCAUGUGUUGCAUCUAUAUUGGAGGUAGCACGGCUAACAAUUGAUUCUGGCUGGGCUCCUCCUAAACCACUUAUAUUUCUGUUCAAUGGUGCGGAAGAACUUUUUAUGCUUGGUUCACAUGGCUUUAUAACAACACAUAAAUGGCGCAAUACAAUUGGAGCUUUUAUAAAUUUGGAAGCAUCUGGGACAGGAGGGCUUGAUCUUGUCUGCCAAUCUGGACCUGGGUCUUGGCCUUCUCAAGUGUAUGCUCAAUCAGCUGUACAUCCUAUGGGCAAUAGUGCGGCUCAGGACAUUUUUGCUUUUGUUCCUGGCGAUACGGACUAUAGAAUGUUUGCCACCGACUUUGGUAGCAUUCCUGGACUGGACAUUAUCUUUCUCCAUGGCGGUUAUUUUUACCAUACCUCAACUGAUACGGUAGAAAGAUUAUUACCUGGAAGCAUUCAAGCUCGUGGGGACAACUUAUUCAGUCUACUUAAAGCUUUCACCAAUUCAUCUAAGCUGGAAAAUGCCCAUGAUAGAGGACUUAAUAGAGGUUCUGGUGUCGGAAGUCAUGAUGAGCAGCCUAUGUUUUUCGAUUACUUAUCAUGGUUCUUUGUUUACUAUUCUAGAAGGCAAGGAUUGGUAUUUCAUAGCAUCCCUGUCGCCAUCUUCCUACUUACUCCAUUUUUUCUGCGCUUUUCCAAGUUUGGCCUGCUAUGCUCAUUUGCUGCCUUAUUCGACUUCAUCAAAGGAAUUUUCUUUCAUGUUAUUGGGGUUAUAUUUGCAGUUAUACUCCCAAUUAUCUUUUCUAUCUCUAGGUUGCUUUUCUCUGGACAGUCGAUGAACUGGUUCGCUCGUCCUUACUUGGCUUAUAUGAUGUUUGUUCCAUGCUCACUUGCUGGGAUGUUAAUUCCAACAAUAUAUUGGAAUUUUUUCCCUCUCUCUCAAGCUGGUUAUCUUCUAAAAUCUUCAAAAGAGGAACUUGCUGAUCAAGCGCGGUUCUGGGGAGCAUUUGGCUUAUAUGCUUUCAUUAGUAUGGCUUAUUUUUUUGCUGGAUUAAGUGGAGGUUUCUUGACUUUGUCGUUGGCUGCUUUUAUGCUUCCUGCAUGGAUUUUCUUCCAUUUAUCUGUCAAGCAUUAUGGUCGUGAAUCACUAAUGUCAGCCGCCUGUUUUUUGCUACCUUCGUUACCUUGCCUCUUGCAUUCUGUCUAUUUUUCUGGGUUUCUAGCUCAGUUUUUAAUUGAGAAAAUGGGUAUGAUGGGAUCUCUUCCACUUCCUCAUGGGUACUUCAUUCCUGAUGUUAUAGUGGCAGCAACAAUCGGAGCAGUGACUGGUGUGUGUGUGGGACCUAUUUUACCAGUUACUGGUCAUUGGUUAGCCAGAUCAUCUAUUAUGCAGUUCUUGCUGCAUACCAGUGUGAUUGCCUUGGCCCUGACAUCGCAAUUUUUUCCAUACAGCACAGAUGCGCCAAAAAGGGUCGUUUUACAGCAUACCGUCGUUACUUCAGAUGCCUGGCAAAUAGAUGAUACCAGUUAUGCUUUGUCUGUACUGGACUCCAAUGCAUUACCUUUCCUUUUCAAGCAUGCUCCUGAAGUAGCUAAGGAGCUGAAUGUAGAUUCAGAUUUUUCAUUUGACACUGCUAAUCAGUCUAGCCGAGAGGCAUGGAUGGCAAUAUAUCCCCUGUCGUCCUUGUUUUCUAGAAGCUUAAAUUUCCCUGCAAGAAGAGAUGAAAUCUCGAAGCAUUACAAGUAUUUUCCUAUUAUAUCCAGUACUAAGCAAGAGACUACCUCAGUCGAUGGUUCCCGCAGAAUUUACUUGGAAUUUUCAUUGGGUUCAUUGAAGGAGGUAUGGGUUGCAGUCCUAAACAUUACAGGCCCAAUUUCUGGUUGGUCGUUUGCAGACGGAACCCUUCCAGCUCCUGAAAUUGUGAAAGGUGGUCCUCCAUCAUACAUAUGUAGACUUAGUGGUGUUGCUCAGGAAAACUGGACCUUUUGGUUGGAGACAAAUAGUUCGGGAGCUAUACAUAUUGAUGUUGGUGUUGUAGAACAAUACUUGAUGGAAUCAAUGAAGAAAUUGAAGGAUAGUUUUCCAACAUGGGUGGAUGUGAUAGCGUUUUCAAGUUUUCUGUCAACAUAUAACUUCUAGAUACAUACAUAAAGCUUAGCUUUUUAUUUUUUCAGACUGUAUUGCUUAUGUAACUGUGUUCCAAGAUUAGUGUUGAGCAAUAUUAUAGGUUUUGGCUUUCUUUGUAAACUUUAUUUAUUAUUUGGUAUGUUAACCAUAACUUUAUUUAUUAAUGCUGGUCAUACUAC
This is a messenger RNA of Cynara cardunculus var. scolymus (artichoke), 2767 nucleotides long. Its product is annotated as endoplasmic reticulum metallopeptidase 1-like. Gene Ontology annotation, molecular function: metalloexopeptidase activity. The record is from RefSeq and is a predicted model, not a curated record. Bases 33 to 2600 code for a protein of 855 amino acids. Gene Ontology annotation, biological process: proteolysis. Lineage: Eukaryota; Viridiplantae; Streptophyta; Magnoliopsida; Asterales; Asteraceae. The transcript is spliced from 21 exons.